UCGACAGACAGGCAGUUUAGAGACAAAGAUGUUGGUGAAGAACAUGGAUCAUAUUGUUCAGUGUGUUGUUCUUCUGUUCUUAUAUCAUACUCAAACAUCCAGAGCUGUGACGUCUGUGUUUGUGAAGAAGGGACAUGAUGUACAGCUGGAUGUUAAGGAAGAUGAUGUUCCUGAGUAUUUUAACAUUUUUGUAUGGAUGUUCAAUGAAAGUAAUUUAGUAUCAUUUUCACUCUUUGGAAAAACAAAGCUUUACACAGAUAGAGUUGAGUUCUCAGUGACAAAUUACACUAUAAAGUUGAAACAUCUACAAGAGACAGACAGUGGACAUUAUGCUGCUGUAGUUACAGGGUAUGAAAUCAAAGCAGUAGUUGAAUACAAAGUCACAGUUCAAGCUCCAGUGUCUCCAGUUAAUCUGACUGUGGACUCAGUGUCUAAGAGCUCAGACUCCUGUAACCUCACUGUUACCUGCAGGACACAGGACUCUCACAUCAGCACCACUUUUACAUGUGUCAAUCAAACCUGCAGUGAAGAUGGAGACAGAGCAAAAGCUACAACCUCCGGUGCUGAUCUUCGUGUCUACCUUCAGAAUGACUCCAUCAAGUGUAACCAUAGCAACCAGGUCAGCUGGACCACAAGCAAAGGAGCAAAGAUACAGGAUUCCUGUUAUCAAGCUUCAGAGACUCUCUCUGCUGGUUUCCCUCUCUGUCUGGUGAAGAUGGUCGUGUUCUCUGUUGGCCUGAUCAUCAUGAUGUCUGCCGUCAUCACUGUCAAUCUCAUGGAGAGGACCAUGAAGAGAAAUCUAACCAGACCUAAGGAGUCUUCUACCAGUGUCAUCACACACACCUCACAUUAACCAUGAACUUUAACAUUCACUGCACGAUAGGUUUCAUGUUAGAGGAAACAUUCAAAACAACCAGGAAGGACAUGAUGAGUACAGAGAUUAUUAACACAGAUUACCGAUUACUAAGAAAUGUGUUAAUAAGAACCAGAACCUGAAACAAAACAAAAAGUUAAAUAAGGAGCAAUAAACAAACUUCAAUCAUAUAUUGUAUAUUAAUUUUGUCUUCAUUCAAUUUUCCUACAUUUAAUUUUCAAACUUUGUACAUUAAAAAUCAUUUAAACGUGG
Betta splendens (Siamese fighting fish) is the source of this 1126-nucleotide messenger RNA. RefSeq lists its product as uncharacterized. The transcript is spliced from 4 exons. Lineage: Eukaryota; Metazoa; Chordata; Actinopteri; Anabantiformes; Osphronemidae. The coding region runs from base 29 to 853 and encodes 274 amino acids. The record is from RefSeq and is a predicted model, not a curated record.